AUGGCGGCCCGUGUGGUGAUCCCGCGGCUGCGGUCCAUCAGCGCAGAGGUGGAGGGUCAGGGCACCUUCAUCAGCUCGGUCAUUAACCUUGCAGCCUCGGCGAUGGGUUGCGGCGUUCUCGCGCUGCCUCGGAGCUUCGCGAUCUGCGGAGUGAGAUGGUCAAUGGCCUUCCUCGUGAUCUUCUCAAUGUGGGUCGAGAUGUCGUUGCGUUGGCUCGUGGCAUGCGGGCGCUUCAGCGGGAAGCGCGGUUUCAAGGAGAAUGCGCAACAUUUUCUGGGUACAGGAGCUGCCAAAGCAGUUCAUUUUUGCCAGAUUCUGCUGCUGUGCGGCGGCAUUGUCACAGUUUUCGUCACUGCAGCCUCCCUCCUGGGCUGCAGCGCUCGCGAGAUGUUGGCGAGCAUUUGUACAGAGGAGGACCCCCGUAGCGGCGCGCCCCUGCGCCGCCUCUGCCGGGCGCACCCCGCGCCGUGCAUGCCCAAGGAGCGGGUUCUGCUUCUCAUCUCGCUGGCCGUAUUUCCCCUGGCUUGCCAAAAAAGUUUACACUCUUUGACGUGCAUAUCGAUGCUUAGCUUCCUGUGUUUGUCGUACUUCUUUGUCGUCCUGAUUUGGCGACUGACGUCACAGGCGCUGUUUGGUGUUGCCACUCCCUGGCCUGAGCCCAUCGCGCAGGUGGAUUCAAACCUCUUCUGGCAGGGCCCUCCUGUGCUGUUAAUGUCACUGCUGUGCCAUACGACCAUGAUGCAGCUGGACACCGAGCUCUCGGGCGACGCCAAGCCCAAGGCCGGUGCCGUGAUCCGCCUAGUGGUCCUGGGCUUGUCCAUGCCCUGCUACGCCCUCGUCGGCGUGGGAGGCCUCUACCUCCAUGGAAGUGGGGUGUCCUCCAACGUCCUUGAGGACUUCGUCCUGGACCCUUGGAUGGCCUUUGCGCGCCUCACGCUCGGGCUGAUGAACGUUGCCAAACUGGCGACGGCGGUCAUCACGCUCCGAGAGGCGCUGGCCGCCAGUUUGGGUGCCAGGUGGCGACGCUUUCUGCGUGGCAGCCCUGGUCGCGCCGUCUCCGCGGCCGCCGCGUUGGCGGGCGGAGCGGUGGCCGCCCAGGCUCUGGGCUCCCUCUCCAAGGUGCUGUCCCUGCUGGGUUGCACACUGGGCGUGCUCUUCAGCCUCUGCCUCCCGGCAGCGCUCUACGCCUCGCUGCUCCGCGACGUGGCUGCUUCGAGGCAGCACAAGAAGAGGGGCCCACAACUGGAGAUUCCCGACAUGGACUUCAGUUUGGCUCAAGCCAGCGUCUCCUAUCCUGACAUCAGAGUCCGCGAGGUCCGCGAGGCGAUGAACGGCACUCUCUCCGGAUGCAGAGAAGUGCGAGACUACCGCAGGUACCGACCAGACUAUGGGGAUGACAACCGGAAGUGCCCAAGUGCUUCCGUUUGGUGCGAAUACACGGGAUGGAAAGGGGGGCACUGGCACUACAGAAUCUGUUCAGGUUGCACGAAGCCUACAACGGGCAUACCAGAUUGUUUCAGCGACUCCGCUCAAGUGGGACAAGAUUGCGUCGCUGCCACAAACCAUUGCAUCUGCAAGAAGGCCGCUGUGGGAUACACCUCUUGCGAAAAGGACGUACGGCACUUCACGGCCUACAAGAAGUGCUGCGGGACAGGGUUCGAAGACUGCCGACCUUGCUUGGACGAGAACCGAGACUGCUCAAGGAAACAUUAUGAUCCAUGCCUCCUCAACAAGGUGGAACAGUAUGGCGACUGA
Molecule: messenger RNA, 1755 nt
Organism: Symbiodinium natans
Lineage: Eukaryota; Dinophyceae; Suessiales; Symbiodiniaceae
Source: the annotation of a GenBank genome assembly